UAGUCGCUUUCGAUAGGUGCGAUUGCAAAGAUGUUCUUGUCGACUUAUUGGCUGCAGGUGGUGCUCUCCUGGGCGGUGGUUGCCUUUGCCACGGCCACGGUGGUUGUGGCGGUGCAGAACGCCAAGCUGGAAAAGGAUCUGAAGGAUGUCCAAGAGAAGAUCGACAUCUACGAGCAGUGGAAUGGAGAGAGUAGCAAUCUGCGGGCCAAACGUGAAGAUACGAUUGAUUACCGAUUGCCCACCGCGCUGGUGCCCAUUCACUACACGCUCUACUGGCAUCCGGAUCUGGAAACAGGUACCUUCACUGGCCAGGAGACGAUCCGAAUCAGUGUGGUGGAGCCCACCAACCAGAUUAUCCUGCACUCGUACCUUUUGAAUAUCACGAGUGUCUAUGUCCUGAAUCGCGUGGUGGAUAAUUUCGUGUUGGAGGAGGAGCGACAGUUUCUGAUCAUCAAUUUGACUGAAGAGCUUGCGGUGGGUGCCACUAUCACCCUGGGAAUCAUAUUCAAUGGUCAGACGCAGGACAAGCUGGUGGGUCUCUACAGCAGUUCCUACUUAAAUGAAGCGGGAGCUAUUAGAACCAUUGCCACAACCAAGUUUGAGCCCACCUAUGCCCGCCAGGGCUUCCCCUGCUUCGAUGAGCCAGCAAUGAAGGCCACGUUCGCCAUCACAGUGGUGCAUCCAACUGGUUCCUAUCAUGCCGUUUCCAACAUGCAGCAAACUGAUUCCAGCUAUCAGGGAGAUUAUACAGAGGCAAUCUUCGAGACCAGUGUGUCGAUGAGCACCUACCUGGUGUGCAUCAUUGUGUCCGACUUCGCCUCCCAGGAAACCACAAUCAACGCCAACGGCAUUGGCGAGAACUUCUCCAUGCAGGCCUACGCCACUUCCCAUCAGAUCAACAAGGUGCAGUUUGCUCUGGAGUUCGGAGCAGCCGUCACGGAGUACUACAUUCAGUACUACAAGGUUCCGUAUCCCCUGACCAAACUCGACAUGGCCGCCAUUCCCGAUUUCGCCUCGGGAGCAAUGGAACACUGGGGAUUGGUCACCUACAGAGAAACCGCUCUGCUCUACGACGAGAGCUACAGUUCCACGGCGAAUAAGCAGUCGAUUGCCGGAACUCUGGCCCACGAGAUCGCCCACCAGUGGUUCGGAAAUCUGGUCACCAUGAAAUGGUGGAACGACAUCUGGCUGAACGAGGGAUUCGCUCGAUUCAUGCAGUACAAGGGAGUGAAUGCUGUCCACCCGGAUUGGGGAAUGCUGGAUCAAUUCCAAAUCUUGGCUCUUCAACCCGUCCUGGUGUACGAUGCCAAGCUCUCCUCCCAUCCAAUUGUCCAGAAAGUGGAAACCCCGGAUGAGAUCACCGCCAUUUUCGACACAAUCAGUUACGAGAAGGGAGGUUCCGUGAUCCGCAUGUUGGAAAUCGUCGUGGGUUCCGAUAACUUGGAGCUGGCGGUGACCAAUUACCUGUUGAAGUACCAGUUCAACAACACUGUAACCGAUGAUUUCCUCACCGAAUUGGACGCAGUGAUUGGCGAGUUGAGCAUCAAGAUAAUGAUGCAAACCUGGACUGAGCAGAUGGGAUAUCCAGUUCUGAAUGUUUCCAAGGAAUCCGACGGUAGUUUCAAGGUCACCCAGCAGCGAUUCCUUUCCAAUCCCGCCAGUUAUGAGGAGGCUCCCGAAGACAGUGCCUUCGGUUACAAGUGGACUGUUCCAGUAACCUAUGUAACUGAUGAUGGGUCGGAGGGCGGUAUAUGGUUUGAUUACGAUGUGGACUCCGUGACAAUUCCCUCACCCGGCGAGAUCCAGUGGAUCAAGUUCAAUGCUAACCAGACGGGUUACUAUCGAGUUAACUACGAUGAUAGUUUGUGGACUCAGCUCAUUCAGCAGUUGAACAGCAACCCCGAAAGCUUUUUUGUCGGGGAUCGUGCUAAUCUCCUGGACGAUGCCUUUGCUCUGGCGGAUGCCAGCCAACUUUCCUACAGGAUUCCCCUGGAGAUGACCGCGUAUUUGAGCCAGGAACGCGACUUUGUGCCCUGGUAUGUGGCGGCCAACAAGCUGAGGUCCCUCCAUCGCAGCCUGAUGUUCAGCGAGGGAUAUGUGACCUAUCUGACUUAUGCCAGGAGUCUGCUCACCGGAGUUUAUGAGGAAGUGGGAUGGACCGUGGAUGCCGACAACCAUUUAAGAAAUCGCUUGAGGGUAUCCAUUUUGACUGCUGCCUGUGCUCUGGGUGUCCCAGACUGUUUGGAGCAGGCUGCCCAGCGUUUCAACGCCUUCCUCGAGAACCCUACUAGCCGACCCUCCCCCGAUCUCCGCGAGAUCGUCUACUACUACGGAAUGCAGCAGUCCACCAGUCAGUCAAACUGGCAGAAGUUGUACGAUGUCUUCGUAAACGAAACCGAUGCCAGCGAGAAGCUGAAGCUGAUGUACGGAUUGGCGGGGGUUCUGGACAGCCAGCUGCUAUUUAACUUCCUGGUUUUGGCGGGUAACGAGAGCAUUGUGCGAUCGCAGGACUACUUCACCUGUGUGCAGUACAUCGCCGCCAAUCCCGUGGGUGAGCCCGUGGUGUGGGAGUGGUACCGAGAGCAGUGGACCCAGUUGGUGGCCCGUUUCGGGCUGAACAAUCGCAACUUUGGCAGACUCAUCGCCCAGAUCACGAGUAACUUUGCCAGCUCCGUGAAGUUGGAGGAGGUGCAGCAGUUCUUCGCCAAAUAUCCGGAAUCCGGAGCAGGAGCCAAUUCCCGUUUGGAGGCCGUGGAAACCAUUAAGUACAACAUCGAGUGGCUAGCUGGAAAUCAUGGUGACAUCAACGAUUGGCUGAGUGGAACGGCCUCGCCGAUGACCAAGAAAAACCUAUUGUAAAAUAUAUGUACAUAUACGAAAAACAAAAAGCAAACAGUCCAAUUAACCAUUAACUAGAAUUGCAUAAGAAACCAGCGAAAUUUCCGUUCGAGUUCAAUAAAAUAAAAUUCCAAAAUCAAACCAUAAAAUAAAA
Molecule: messenger RNA, 2992 nt
Organism: Drosophila ficusphila
Lineage: Eukaryota; Metazoa; Arthropoda; Insecta; Diptera; Drosophilidae
Product: glutamyl aminopeptidase
Exons: 6
Coding region: 31-2859 (942 amino acids)
Biological process (GO): proteolysis; peptide catabolic process
Cellular component (GO): cytoplasm
Molecular function (GO): zinc ion binding; metalloaminopeptidase activity; peptide binding
Source: RefSeq, a predicted model, not a curated record